Xyrauchen texanus (razorback sucker) is the source of this 7932-nucleotide messenger RNA. Its product is annotated as junctional adhesion molecule 3B-like. Gene Ontology annotation, biological process: cell adhesion; angiogenesis. The transcript is spliced from 9 exons. NCBI's taxonomy places the organism in Eukaryota, Metazoa, Chordata, Actinopteri, Cypriniformes, Catostomidae. Bases 1 to 906 code for a protein of 301 amino acids. The record is from RefSeq and is a predicted model, not a curated record. Gene Ontology annotation, molecular function: protein heterodimerization activity; protein homodimerization activity.
AUGGCGAUCGGGCGUCAAACGCUUGCCUUGGUGCUCCUGUCCUUUCUGUGUCACAGUGCAGCAUUUGCUGUAAUACUCAGAACAACUGAAAAAUCUGUGUGGGCCAAUGAAUUUGAGUCCAUUGAGUUGACCUGUUUGAUAGAGUCAAUCUCUACAAACAAUCCCAGGAUUGAAUGGAAGAAAAUCAAAAAUGGUGUUCCCAGCUAUGUCUAUUUCCUAAAUAAAAUUUCAGGUGACUUGGAGCACAGAGCAUUGCUUAGAGAGCCCGCAAACCUUCUGAUUCUGAAUGCCACCAGAUCAGAUUCCGCAGAGUAUCGCUGUGAGGUCGCAGCCAUCGAUGAUCAGAAGCCCUUCGAUGAAAUAUUGAUCAGUCUGGCAGUCAGAGUGAAGCCAGUGAUGCCCAGGUGCAGUGUUCCAGAGGCUGUAACAGUGGGCUCCACAACAGAACUACGAUGUAUUGAAAACGAGGGCUUUCCUCAGUCACAGUACCAGUGGUUCCGUAACAACGAGGAACUACCAGAGGACCCAAAAACCAGUGUCAAGUUCUACAACUCUUCAUACAUCAUGAACACAGAGACUGGUUCACUCAAAUUCCGGACUGUGAAGAAAGAGGAUGCUGGAGAAUAUCAUUGCCAGGCCAUGAAUGAGGCUGGAUCUUCAAAGUGCAGUCCACAGCCCAUGGAAGUCUAUGAUCUGGACAUUAUGGGGAUAUUCUUCAAGGUGUUAGGUGGAGUGGUAGCAUUUAUUUUUGUCACUGUGGGCAUCUGUCAAAUUCAGAAAAGUGGCUACUGUUCGUGCAAGGAUCAUAGAGAAACUGACUACAAACUACCCCAACAUGAGAGUAGGAUGGACUAUGCCAGUCCAGAUGAGGGACAUUUUCGUCACAAGUCCUCCUUUGUCAUAUAAAAUCCAAGAUGCAGAGACAAGUGCUUCAGCUGUGAGAAGGCCCUGUGAGACUUUUGAGCUUUCAAAUGGUGCAUUUUAUGCAGAGAUGUAUAAACUUGAGCUUCUUAGCUUGCCAAAGUUAUUACAAGAACUGAAAACGAUAAGGUUACAACUGUAACCAUGGUUCCCUGAAAUGAGAGAAUGAAAUGCUGCGUCGCUGACACUGUGGGUUUUAUCCCCGCAGUUGUAGCCAUUCUCUGAAACUCUCUAAAAUUUUGCCAAAUUUAAUUGACAGAUAGCAUUUUGUGCUCUGCCUCCCUCGUGCACAUCAGGGGGCGUAUAUUAUUGGGGUGCACAGUGCUAUCUCUUCAGAAUAUUCGACCGAAGGGUGCAAGCGAUAAUCGACUUUUGUAGUGAAAAUUCAGUAGCGCGGACAGCUAACGCAGCAUUUAAUUUAGUCCUUUCAAGGAACCAUGGUUACAGUCGUAACCUUAUUGUUCUCUUUCAAUUCAGUCAUGAAUGCUGCUUCAUAGCUGACACUAUGGGUAAUCAUCGCCAUGCAACUUGUUUGCAUGUGCAACAAUGCCUACUAGCCAAUGGGGUGGUACAAAUCUCCAAAAGACUCCUCUUCGCAUCGCAAUAAUAAGGGAGAAGCAGAAGCUUUGCAGAUCCUUGGCAUUCUUGCUGUCAGUUUGUCCAGAUACUCAGGUGACAUUUCACCGCACACUUCCUGUAGCACUUGCCAUAGAUGUGACUGUCUUUUUGGGCACUUCUCAUGCACCUUAGAGUCUGGCUGAUCACACAAAAGCUCAAUGGGGUUAAGAUCCAUAACACUCUUUUCCAAUUAUCUCUUGUCCAAUGUCUAUGUUUCUUUGCCAACUCGUUUUCUGUUUCAAAAGUGGCUUUUUCUUUGCAAUUCUUCCCACAAGGCUGAUGUACAUCUUCUCUUUACUGAUGUACAUGAAACUGGUGUUGAGCGGGUAGAAUUCAACAAAGCUGUCAGCUGAGGACAUGUGAGGUGUUUAUUUCUCAAACUAGAGACUGUUUCAACUGUGUUUGAUAUAAUGGUGUAACACAGUUAAAGGAUGGGCAAGGAGGAGGCGAGAACCGGCUUGUCAACAUAAAUAAUAAUUUAAUAAGAAACUUAAAACACAACAUAAACAACCACACAUGCGGACAUGCCAGUAAUUCUCUCUUUUCUCGAACAAUCGUCACCGGCCACCUUUAUCCCUCGUGCGCCUCAUCAGGCCGAUUGGGGACCGGGCGCGCGAUAUUCCGACCCGGCCCCGCCCCCCUCCGCUCCACAUUCCUCCCGGCGUUAUCUCAGUUACACCCCCCCUAUCCCUGGGGCGGGGUGUAUCUCGCGUGGUCAUCCCCGCCUUCCUCGCCCUGGGAGGAGACAGAAGGGGACAAACAACAACAAAAUAGGCGAGGGAAAAGGCCAACACCGGAAGGGAGAGAGAGAGGAGAGAGAGAAAAAGCUCACUCACCGGUUCUCUGAUGUACCGUCGCGUGGUCCACGAACACUCCUCCACACUCAGCCGCUCCAACCCCGGGCGAACCGGCGUGAAACCUUCGACCCCCAGCGGGCAGAACGCGCCUCCGCUUUCCUGGCAGCAAAUGGGGACACUCCUCCGCCCCUGGCAGUGGCCCUACCUUUCCGGGCGGUCGGAGAGUUUCUUCACUCCUCCCCUCGCGGACGGCGGUCUCCCUCGACCCCUCCGCGUCUCUGGAGACGGCAGGGCACUCCUCCGCCCCCGGCAGCGGCUCCCUCGCUCCAGGCAGUCGGGGCAUCCCGUCCCCACUUUCCCCGCGGACGACAGCCGUUCCCCGCAGUCGGGCUACUCCGUCACCCGGCAGAUGGCAGCGGCGCUCCCCAGGGUGGAUGGCAGUGUCGAGGACUCUGCGACCGGCAUCCCUCCUCCUCCCGGCACCAAUGUAACACAGUUAAAGGAUGGGCAAGGAGGAGGCGAGAACCGGCUUGUCAACAUAAAUAAUAAUUUAAUAAGAAACUUAAAACACAACAUAAACAACCACACAUGCGGACAUGCCCGUAAUUCUCUCUCUCUCUCGAUCAAUCGUCACCGGCCACCUUUAUCCCUCGCGCGCCUCAUCGGGCCGAUUGGGGACCGGGCACGCGAUUUUCCGACCCGGCCCCGCCCCCCUCCGCUCCACAAAUGGCAAGUGAUUUUCAGUUACCAAAUUAGCAAUUUAGCAUGAUUACUCAAGGAUAAUGUGUUGGAGUGAUGGCUGCUAGAAAUGGGACCUGUCUAGAUUUGAUCUAAAAUAACUUUUUUCAAAUAGUGAUGGUGCUGUUUUUUACAUCAGUAGUGACCUGACUAUACUUUGUGAUCAGUUGAAUGCCACUUUGGUGAGUUAAAGUACCAAUUUCCUUCCAAAACAUCAAAAUCUGUACAUUAUUCCAUGCUUUUGGCCACCAGUGUACUUGUAAACUCACUGUAUCCAAUGGAUCGAAUGGCAGGCCCGUGAGGGCUUUUAACACAUGCGCCAAGUCCCAAAUCGGUGCGGUGAUGGUCUCAAAUGCCUAACACCACGUACGAAUUUCACAAUGAAAGGAUGUCUGCCUAUUGAUAGACCACCCAGUGGGGUAUGUAUGGUUGCUAUGGCAGCGAAAUACACUUUGUGCAUAGAUGGGGUGAGAACCAUGUCAAAAUUUUCCUGUAGAAAGAAACGUAUAGGCUGUACUGUGCAUUGUACAGGGUCCUCGCCUCGAGAGGAACACCAAUCAGUGAACACUUGCCAGUUCAACGUGUAUAGACGUCUUGCUGAGGGGGCUCUGGCUUGUAAUAUGGUGUCGAGCAUCGGUUGCGAGAACCUGUGCGCAUCAGUCGGGCACCGUUCAGUGGCCAAACUUGAAGUUUCCACAAUUAUGCAAUUAAAUUGCAGGAGGACGAGGAAGUUGGUCCCGGUAACUGUCCGGGAAAAUGACUGAAGCUCUGUGGGGACUCGGGUUCUCUUGGCAAGUUUAGGAGGGUGUUGACCCUAGUAAGAGUGCGAGCGAGUCUGAGGCGCUGCAGAGCCCCCUCGUCUCGGCAAGAGGUACUUAUAGGCCUGGGACUGCUUCUGCGCCACCUGAAACCUUUCGGUGAAAGCACUAAUGGCAUCAGCGAACAGGCAUUGUUGAGACAAUGGGGCAUCUAACAGCAAGGCUUUGACCACAUUAGCCUGAAGAGCCAUGUCAAUGGUACAACGCAGCUCUGUGAAGGAUUCAGGAUCCGGUCUGCUUGUGCCCAUUUCCCUCAGCAGACCAGCCUGAUUGGCUUGCAACCAGCAGACCAGGCUGGUUGGCAUGGUGUGCAAAUCCAAGUCAGUGUGACCAACCGCUGUGUAGGCCUUAUCCAAGAGGGUAGAUUUCUUCUUGCAGGGCCUGAAUGGAUGAGUGGGCCUGGAUUUCAAGGCAGGGUCAAGGAGGGGCUCAGGUGAGCUGCCAAUUAUUGUAUAUACCCACUCUUCAGCACGAUCCAGCAUCGUGCAGUUGGCAGCUCCCGAGACCAGGCCUUUGUGAGCUCUUCAUACAACUCAGGGAAGAACGUCACUGGCUGGCGGACAUGGAGCUGUGCCGGCUCAGAUAGAACGCUCAGGUGCAUCAGGAGUGGGUCAAUCCAAUUUGAGGUUCUUGACGGCCUGAGCGAGCACCUGAAACAGUUCAGUUCAAGUUUCAGAGACAUUCGCUCGGUCUUCCUCUCCUCGGAGAGAAGUCCUGGCAAGCUCAUAUGUCGACUGUGUUCAGGGCUCACCUUCCGAUACCAUAUCAUCCAUAUACUUAGAGUGACUGCCAAACAUAAUGGAGCCCCUAAGGGGAUAUACCGCUCACGCGGUGGAAAACAUUUACGGAACGCCAUAUUUAAAAAGAAGUCAUUAAGUAAAUGGCUCUUAUGGAUUGUACACAGUAUACAGAUACAUACAAAACAAUCAGGCUGUAGCGCUUAUGUUUCACGCUUACAGAAAAAGAUGCAAUGCAAUAAAUCAAUAACAUUUCUGUUGAGGCCCACGGGCCGUAGAAUAAUUCGAGCACUGUGAGGCAGUGAAAACGGCAAAGAUGUCUCUUCUACCUGCUGUCCCGUAGGAGGAAAAUUCCAACACUGCUGUUCAACGGUGAAGGUUAUUAUCCGCAAACGCCAGAGCACCACAUGGGUUAGAAAAAAACUGAGAUUCACCCGCUGGUGCAGUCUUGACAGCGAUUCCAGUAGAAGAAAUCAAAUUUCCAUGCAGAUUAUGAGCGAGAGUUUAUCUGUAACCUGAAGGAUACAAUUCUGAAGAGAUAGUACUGUGCAUGCCCAUUAUAUACACCCUCUGAUAUGCACACUGGAGGCAGAGCUCAAAUCACUAUCUGCCAUUUAAAAUUGGUGAGAUUUUAAAGAGUUUCAGAGUUUGGCUAUGCCUGCAUGGAGAACACCCAAAGUGUCAGCUUCGCAGCAUUGAAAUGACAACUUGAAAGGGAACUACUGUGUUACACAGGGAAAUUUUCUUCCCUCAUAUUAAUUGAAACUCACAGACAGGAAUUGAAAAGUUUUACUCUGAAAAGACAUGCAUCUUGUGUUACAUGCAUCUUGUCAAAUGCAAACAAUUACAGGACACUGUUUUAACAAAUUACAAAGGACGUGUUUUAAAAACUCAUAUAGCCACAGAAGGUUUUAAAGGUGCACACUAUUUGAAACAUACAUAUAAAACCAUGAGAACUCACAUGAGAGGGUCCCCACAUGGGGACUUCCAUGUUAGAUCACAGGACCAUCAAAAUACUACUCACUUAAUCUCAGUAACUGCCUUGUUAUGAGAUAAUUUCUCUCAAGGAUUAUAUUAAUCAUGGCGGACUGUGAAUAGUGUAUAACUUUUGUGUUUGAAUGAUGCUGCAUCCACACCCCUAGGUGUCAUUGUAAGUCCAAGACAACACAUUCAAAAAAAUCACUGAUUGCACCUUUAAGUCUGUCCAAAUAAUUUUAAAAUGUCUGAAUGUCAGUGGCAGACUGUUGGUUAAUUCCUUUUCAGUUUAUUGGUAUUGCUACAAGGCCGAAAUCGCAUCCAGGUGCUGCUGUAAUUUUUUGCCCAAAGUAAUCAACACAUAAUACCAGUGCAGGACGUUAUUAAGGGUGUGUCUUCGAGGGAAAUAUUGUAUUUGCCACUGGAUCGACCUUGACUAUGUGAAUAACACUGUACAAGAAGUGUAAAUGUGUACAAUGCCAUGCCAAGACUGUUUUAUCUGGGUCACUUUUUGAGGAUUUGAAGUGUUAGUGUUUUAGUAGUGGUUAUUUAGAUUAUGAAUUCUAAAAUUGUAGCAUUUUAGUUUGAGAUUUAAUCAAACUUUUCUGUAAAGUCUGUUGACUUGGAUGUGCUAGAUGACUAUUUUAAUUAGUUUCAUUUUUUUAAUAAUCCUCUAGAUACAGAUUAAGCGCUUGGGUUUUUUGAGUGCCAUUUCUGUGUUUAAGUGACCUUCAAUAAUUGUUUUAUACAUUUUGGACAUAUUGUUCAGGUUUUUUGACUCUGUGUUAUUGUUCUAAUCUAUUUGUAAUAAUUGCAUACAUUAUAGUUCACUGAAGACUAGUAGCAGGAUAGACUGUGGGCCAGGUCAAAUAAAAUAAAAAUUAUUAUGUGGGAGCAAUCAACAUAAUGACUAUCCUUUAAUUUUUCCCAUUGAUUUAUUCAAUUCUAAAAGCUUUAUGUAUAUAAUUGGGCCAUCAAAUUACUGUAUAUGUACCAAUACUUGCAGUGGAACUCAGAAACUAGCUUGAAGUUUGAAAACAAGGACAAAAGACAACCAAACUCAAUGUUUGUUUGUUUUUUGUUGUUUUUCACUUUUUCAUGUAAUUUUUUCUCAUGACAUGUCCCACUGUCUAAAAACUGUUUGUCUGACUGUUAAUAGUACAACAAAAAAGAGAGCCUGGGUUCUGUCACCAUAGUUUGUAUGUGUUAUAGCUGGAAUUUGUUCUGAUAUGUUGGGAGAAAGUUGAAUUGAAUUAAUCUAAUGGGCAUUUAUCAUGGGCUUGUAUAUGACUAAACAAAUGUACCUGUGCUUUCAAAAUGGAUAGGGGGAAAAUGAUACCAUCUGUGAGUUAGCCUCAAUGUGUAAAGAAAUGUUUAUGUAUUACAUCGCAUAUAUUAUUUUGGUUUGAUGGCAACAAUGGUAUGUUUUUUAUUUAAAGCACAGUAUUACCACACUUUUUCCCUUUGGCAUUAUUGUGCAACAGUCAUUGUGCAGAAAGAAACAAGUUGUAUUUGUUUUUGACCCAAUGUUGGGAAAUUUACUCAAAACAGUAAUUACUUAAUACUACUGUAACAUUGUAAUCACAUACUGACUUUACUUUUUUUACUUUAUUGGAAAAGUAUUUACACUACAGAUUACUUUUAAGUUACUUUCUAUAAACACUUCUCAUAGAAAAGUUAUUUUUCCACUCAACAAAUUCAAAAUGUCUAUAUUUCCUCCCGCACCACAUUUCAGCUCUAAAAUUUCAAAUGUAUUUACAUAAACAUAAUUAAAAAAAUGUGUUUAACCCAAGUAACAUACCUAAAAUGAAUAAACUUAAUUAAAAGUCAAUAACUUUAAUCUGAUUACAAUAUUUUAAAUGUAAUUAAUACUUUGUACUUAGAUUACACCCAGCACUGAUUUGACCUUGGCUAUCAAGAAUGAACCCAGGUUUUGUUCCGCUACACUGUUUUCAAACAAUUCUUAUAAUUUUAAAAUUAUAAAAACUGAUAAACAAUACUACUGGAAAUCUGGUAACUGACAUUCCACUAUGGUUAAAUGUUGAAUGUAUAUGCUUAAAGUUCACAUGCUAAACUGUCCAGUUACUUUUGUAUGUCUGUAAUGCGUGCUGUUUUUUGUGAUGUAAAAUGAAAACACUUUGCCACAGAGAUGUGCAAUUCUCUUUGGCAUUACAUGCUUGUACUGUCAAAAAAUAAUCCACUAUACAGUAUAAUGCUUAGAAUAUUUCUCAGGUACAAGGAAUUGACCAUUUAUGUAUACAAUUAAUGUGGUCAUGUAAUCGGUUUCCUUUUAUUAAUGUUCUUUAAUAAUAAAGACAUUCAUAUAUU